UUAUUUGCUCUCCGUUUAACCUCGGAACAGCGGAUCGAGGCGACUCCGCUCGGCCGCUUUCAGAGCUCUCUCUCCCCGCCUCUCUCUCUCUUUCUCUCUCUCUCUCCGUCGCCCCCUCCACCUCCUCCUCCCCUCCUCUUCCUACCUGAUUCAGAUCCGCUCCGGCGCUAUGCGUACGACCGCGUCUCUCCUCUCUGCAAGCCCAGCUCCGCCGGACAGACCCGCACGCUGCUGCCGCCUCUGACCGCCGGCCGCCCCGAGCACCCGACGCCGGCCGACGCGCCACCCAGGCCGGGCAACAGAAGCGGCAGACACCGCCGCUGGUCCACCCCCGGUGAAGCAGAAUUAGAGUUGGCGUCCAGGAGCCUGCCGGCCCAUUCCUCAUCCUCCACUGAGUCCACCCUCUUCUCCUCAGAGCUCCUCUCCUCUUACAGCUCCUCACCUGGUCACUUCUGUCUUCUACCAAACCCAUCAUGGCGUCCAAGCUCAACCCCAACGUCCUGUACGUGGCGGGGCCCGGCGAGUCCCUGGGGUCGCCUCAAGCAGACUCUGAGAGGACUCAUAUUGCUGGAGAAGCUGGAGAAGAGUCGUCAGACAGCGACGGGGAACAGGAAGAGACGUCGCACAAACUGAUCCGCAAAGUGUCGACUUCUGGACAGAUGAGGACGAAGAAAAGUGUGAAGGAGGGAAUCCUGUUAAAGCAGACGAGCUCCUUCCAGAGGUGGAAGAGGAGGUACUUCAAACUCAGAGGGAGGACCCUCUACUAUGCCAAAGACUGCAAGUCCCUGAUUUUUGAUGAAGUGGACCUUUCCGAUGCCAGCGUGGCUGAAACCAGCACCAAGAACAUCAACAACAGCUUCACAGUGAUCACUCCAUUUCGUAAACUGAUGUUAUGUGCCGAAAGCAGGAAGGAGAUGGAAGACUGGAUCACUGCUCUCAAAUCCGUCCAAAAAUGGGAAACCUACGAGGCCAGUCAGUUCAACAUGGAGCAUUUCUCUGGGAUGCACAACUGGUACGCCUGUUCCCACGCCAGGCCGACCUUCUGCAACGUCUGUCGGGAGGCGCUGCCGGGCGUCACCUCCCACGGCUUGUCCUGUGAAGUCUGUAAGUUCAAGGCUCAUAAGCGCUGUGCAGUUCGCUCCACCAACAACUGCAAGUGGACCACGCUGGCCUCCAUAGGAAAUGACAUCAUUGAGGACGAGGAAGGGGUGUCGAUGCCCCACCAGUGGCUGGAAGGCAACCUGCCCGUCAGCGCCAAGUGUGUGGUGUGUGAUAAGAACUGUGGCAGCGUGAGGCGGCUGCAGGACUGGCGCUGCCUUUGGUGCAAGGCCAUCGUCCACAGCAGCUGUAAGGAACAAAUGGGGAAGGUGUGUCCUUUGGGUCAGUAUCGGGUGUCCAUCAUCCCUCCCACUGCACUCAACAGCAUCGACUCUGACGGCUUCUGGAAGGCCACCUCGGCGUCGUGCUCCAGCCCUCUCCUGGUCCUCGUCAACUCCAAAAGCGGAGACAACCAGGGGGUGAAGUUCCUCCGCAAGUUCAAGCAGCUCCUGAACCCGGCUCAAGUCUUCGACCUGAUGAACGGAGGACCAGAGCUCGGCCUUCGCCUUUUCCAGAAGUUUGUGACGUUUCGUAUCCUGGUAUGUGGAGGAGACGGCAGCGUGGGCUGGGUGCUCUCAGAGCUGGAUAAACUCAACCUCCACAAACAGUGUCAGCUCGGCGUGCUGCCUCUGGGAACAGGGAACGAUCUGGCUCGUGUUUUGGGAUGGGGAGGCCUCUGCGACGACGACGCUCAGCUGCUGCAGAUCCUGGAGAAGCUGGAGAGAGCCACCACCAAGAUGCUGGACCGAUGGAGCGUGAUGACUUACGAGGUCCCCGCCACCAAUAAACACACGCCGAUGGUGAAGGAGGACGACGGCCUAGAUUCUCCUCUACAGGUCCACAUCACUCAGUAUGCCGACUCCGUGGCCUCCCAUCUUGCCAAAAUCCUGGACUCGGACAAACACAGCGACGUCAUUUCCUCCGCCAAGUUCCUGUGUGGGACGGUGAAUGACUUCGUGGCGGAGGUGGGGAAGGCGUACGAGAGAGCCACGGAGAACAAGGAGGAGGCCGAUGCCAUGGCAAAGAAGUGUGCGCUGCUGAACGAGAAGCUCGAUUCCCUCGUAAAGGCCUUGAGUGAGGAAGCCGAAGCUCAGGUGGUGCCCGCGGGUUCGGUUCCCAGCCAAGAGAGCGGCGGUUCGAGCCCCGGGGAGAGCGGCGGCGAGUCGGGCUCUGAGGGUAAAACGUACCGGUCCAAGGAGCAGCUGAUGCUCCGAGCCAACAGCCUGAAGAAAGCCCUGAGGCAGAUCAUCGAGCAGGCCGAGAAAGUGGUGGACGAACAGAACCGACACACGCAGGUCCAGAGGAUGUCGUCGUCGUCCUCCAUCAAACGGGAAAACAGCGAGGAGCUGAAGGACGCCGAGCCACGUCCGGGGGGUUUGAGUCCGACGUCCCCCAUCGUCCUGGAGAAGCCAGAGAGCCUCCAGACGGUGACCUUCAGUGAGGACUCGGUACAAUGCUCAGAGAAGUGUGUGAUGAACAACUACUUUGGAAUCGGUCUGGAUGCAAAAAUCUCCCUCGAGUUCAACAACAAGAGAGACGAGCAUCCCAAGAAAUGCAGCAGUCGCACCAAGAACAUGAUGUGGUAUGGAGUCCUGGGAACCAAAGAGCUGGUCCAGAAGACCUACAAGAACCUGGAGCAGCGAGUCCAGCUGGAGUGCGACGGCGUCCCCAUGUCUCUGCCCAGUCUGCAGGGUCUGGCCGUCCUCAACAUCCCCAGCUAUGCAGGAGGCAUCAACUUCUGGGGAGGCACCAAGGAGGACAACAACUUUGGCGCUCCGUCGUUCGAUGAUAAGAAGCUGGAGGUGGUGGCCGUGUUCGGCAGCAUGCAGAUGGCCAUGUCCAGAGUGAUCAACCUGCAGCACCACCGCAUCGCUCAGUGCCGGCAGGUGAAGAUCACCAUCCUGGGGGAGGAGGGCGUUCCUGUCCAGGUGGACGGAGAGGCCUGGAUCCAGCCGCCCGGCAUCGUCAAGAUCGUCCACAAGAACCGAGCCCAGAUGCUCACUAGAGACAGAGCAUUCGAGAGCACGCUGAAGUCGUGGGAGGACAAGAGGAAGAUUGACAGCUACCGCGCCACCAGGCCCCGCCUUAACUCCCAGCAGUCCAUGGAGUACCUGACGGAGGAGGAGUGCGCUCAGGUCCAGCAGCUGGGCAUCGUGGCCGACACGCUCAUCAACAAAAUCCGCGAAGCAGCCAAGACCCACAAGCUGGUGGAGCAGGAGCUGGCUCACGCCGUCAACGCCACCGCCCUGGUGCUCACCGAGGCCAAACUGUCCAGCCCCGAGUGUCUGAGUCGCAGCACUGCAGUGGAAAUCGUCAACAGCAGUAAAGUUCUGCAGGCAGAAACCAGGAUGCUGCUGGAUGGAAAGCUGCUGUCGGAGUCUCCGGAGGAAGAGGAGCUGCGUUCGACUCUGAACAGCCUCAGUGCUGAGCUCCACAAGCUGGACGACAUCCACUGGAUCUGCCCGCUGAUGCAGUGCUCCGAGGAGGACUCGGUGAGGGGCAGCAGCAAGAGCAGCAGCAGUAUGAAGCUGAAGAUCAUCCCCAAGGUGAAGAAGGAGAGAGAGAAGCUCCACAAGCAGAAGUCCAACAGUUCUCUGUCGGGAACUUGGGAUAUCAAAGGUGGAGCUGCAGAGGCCGAUUCUUCAGGCAACUGAAGUCCUGACGAGGUGCUUUAUUUCCAUCCCAUCACCCGACCGACCGGGUGAGGAUCCUCCUCUCUAACUGCCACGCUCAGUGGCUUCACAGAGGUGUUUGGGAAAAAAAGGAAAUCCAUCUUUCCAACUUUUCUGCUCUCUUUCCUCCACGUUUUACUUCUGGUGUCAUCGUUUUAUCUGCACAGCGGGAGGAUUUCUCUUUUUUUUCCCCUGUUUUUCUUGAAUCUUUUUGAAGGGACCUGGCUUCACACGACGUUGUUUCACCGAUAGUCUUUGGUUGUGUUGGUGUGGCCAGCAGCAAACUGAAGGCGAGGGAGGUUCGGAGCAACCAGCGUCCACCUUGUUUGAUUUAUUUUUUUUGACAAAGAAAUGUGUUUACGUGGUUGCUCUCCUUGCAUGUCGAGGGCAGCCAUCUUAUUUUAUAUCUACUAUUCUAAGUUGUUACAAUCUUCUGAUUUUUCUCUCUAACUUAAUCAUUUUAUUUCUAGACUUCAGAAUAGCCUUUGAUUUUUUUUCUGAUUGUGAUAUUUAUUUAGUGUUGCUACUGCCAUGAAAACUCCGACAGCAACUAAUCGAAAAAAAUGAACAAACUGAAACAUCUCAAACCUUAUCGUCUACUGAACUGGAGAAUAUCUUUAAUGUUGCAAAAAAUAUACCGAGGAAUGUACUUGUGUGGACUUGUAUUAACCUGUGAAUAAUGUUAAAUCAUGUAUGAUUUCGCAAAGGUUCUACUGUUGUGGUCCUAAAGUGGUUCUUAAUAGGCUGUUGUGUGGUCCGAGGCUGCAGAAAGAAUCGUCUCCGCCGUGAGUCAUUUCAUCCGACUGCAGGAUUUUAAAGUACGCCGCUCACUUUUUAUCAAGGCCCAAAGUGUGACUUAUGUGGGAGUCAAAAGAAAUCUCAUCCCACUGUGCGUCUUCUUGCUGCGUUUUGCCGCAGCGGCAGAUGAAAUGACUCAGCGAGGGAGAUAUUUUCAGCAGCGUCUGGUUCGAGGUGUUUACAAAAGGAGGAAGCAUCAAGGACGCAGCAGCGAAACAUUACAGCUACUCAGUGUACUACUCCUACUUUGCCAUAUUCAUGAUUGUAUCUGUAAUACAAGAGUCAGUGGAUAUUUGAGUUUGCCUUGUCCGUGGUUAAAAGCUAUUAUUAUUAUUAUUAUUAUUACAAAUAUAUAUAUCUAUUUUUUGUAUAUCUUAUUUUCCCAAUGGUAACCUGUGAAGCCGAGCUUUGCUGCUUCCCCCUUUGACGGACUCCUUGGCCACCGUGCAUAUAAUAGUCGAAGCCAGUUAAUGCCGUUGUGUGUCCCUGCAUGCAUACUUAGCCUUCCUUCGCCUCACAGUGGAAAUCGCCUCAUUAUAGUGAACUUUAGCUCGUUUGUUCCAGCCGGAGACGUUUUGGUUUUAACCUGCAGGAAAAGAAAAAAGGUAGAAAAUUUAACGUCCAAACUUUAGGAGAGUGUACUGAUUUACAGCCUGAAUGCCAAUGAUAGGUUUUUCCAAGGAGGUUAUAACAAACACUGGUAUUUAUAUCUAUUUGGUUUAUGUGGGGCCAGAGAGAUGAUUUUGGAUGAAAAUGCUGAUGUUUAUUGGUUUUUCCAGGAAUUAUCCUUAGAUUAAUACUCUGAUGUUUUGGGAUGUUCACUUUUUUGCUGUUUUAACUCGAGACAGAUGAGAAUAAUGCCUGUUUUGUUUUUUUCCAUCUGUGCACUCGGUAAUGAAAUGGAAUUUAAUUUAAAAUGGAAAACAUUCAGUUGCAGUAAAGGUAAAAUACACCUCCCAGCUACGACAAAAUGCGUUUUAUCUGCUGGGUUUUAGUGCCAAAGUGUUCAUUAUGAGCUCCUGUUAACACCAAGCCUCAGUGUGUGUUUUGUCUUGCUGAAGAUGUUAAACAUAUUAAAAGACAACUUAAUUGUAGAUUUGUGAGCAGCUCGUCUUGAAGCUAGCUCAAUACUGAAUGCACAGAAAAAAGAAGUGGAAAAAAGGUGAAAUUUGUGAAAUGCCAGAGUGUUACUUAAAGCCAUAUGUAAUGUUCACUAGUCAAGCAAAAACCUGACUAAAAUAUGGGUUAAAAAUAUCCUUGGCUGCGCAAAUUUACAGCCAAAAGAAAAGUAAAAUCAGCCUUCCACCGUCACCAAACGUGUUAUUUUGUUAACACAGUGUUGGUUUUAAUCACUAAAAAAGUUUACAGUCUAAGCUAAAUGACAUUUAAAUGCUGUCUUCUUUGACUAAGCUUAAACUUAACUCGUAGAAAACAACCUAAUUCUUUGAGGUUUGCCAAACUUGGCUGUAUUUUUGACUCUACAAAUUAACUAUUCUUGAAGCUAACUCUCCACUGAAUGGACUGAAAAAAAGGCGUGACGACUAGUCAGGCUAAAACCUGAGUCAACUGCAAAGUAAAAAUGUUGUUAGCUGUGCAAGUUUACAGUGAAAUUAGCCUUCCAGCAUCAACAGUAAUGUGUUAUUAAGGCGUAUUUUGUUAGCACAGUUUUGAUUUUUAUACUAAAACGUUUACGGUUGAAGCUAAUUGCUAUUUAAAUGCUGUUUUCUUUUACUAAACAUAAACUUAAAUUAUAGAAAACCACCUCGUUGUGGCUGUAUUUUUGCCUCUACAAUGUAAGUAGCUUGUCAAAUGUUAUCUUGAACCUAACUCUAUACUGAAUGGAUAGAAAAAGAUGUGUAAUACAGCAAAAAAAGGUGAAUUUCCUUAAAUUACAUAGCCAGGAUGUAAUAAACAAUUAAUGUUCAUGAGUCAAGCUAAAACCUGAGUCAACUAUGAAGGAAAAACGUUGUUAGUUGUGCAAGUUUACAGUAAAAUUAGCCUUCCAGCAUCACCAGUAAUGUUACUUAGAUGUAUUUUGUAAGUGCAGUUUUGUUUUUUAUUACAAAAAGGUUUACAGCUACUUCACUUUAAAGGCUUCUUAGGUUAAAGUUAAAAAAAAAUGGCAGUGUCUAAGCUAAUUGAUGUUUAAAUGCUGUCUUUGUUUGCUAACGGUAAAAUUAGUAAAGUUAGAAAACAAGUUAAUGCUUAGAGAUUUGGCUAAACUCAUCUUGAAGCUAACUCUAUGCUGAAUGGAUAGGAAAAAAAAGACAGCAAAUAAGUGAAUUCAGUAAAAUGUUGGGUUAUUACAUGAGAAAGUUUGAACAGCCAGCAUGUAGUAAUGUUCGGUGUCAAAUACUAGCUAAGAGUUUACAUUAUAUCAUUUGGAAAACAGCAUUUUGGCGUUAAAAGCUUUGCCAGAAUCUCACUUAAACUAGCAAAAAGGCGAAUUUUGUAAAUUGUUGGAGUAUUACUUGAAAGGUUUAAAUUCGCAGGACGUAACAAAGAAGGAAAGCUAAAAAGCAAAGCUAGCUACAUGAUUUCGAGGUUAUUGUAAAUGAGGGAAAAGUUUAGUUAGUUUGUGACGAACGCCACCACAUUGAAAAAUACAAAAGGGACAAAAAAAAUUCAUUUACACAUUUUGCCUCAGGUCUGUUGAAGUUAAUGUUUGGAGCUUUAGCUCAAACAUGAACAAGGCGGGAAACUUGUAAAGGAUCAUUUCUGUGCUUUAUUUUUGAUUUUCAGAAAUGGUCGUUUUGUUGAACUAACCCUUGGAGCUGCUGUGAGGCGUCGAUCCAUGUCCAGCUCUGGUAGAUUGUGCUACUGUAUCCAUAGUGUGCCGGCUAUUCGCUCUACACCUUAGAGGCUUUAGUGGUGUCGUGCCAAGUUCGUAGUGACUUCAGUGGGUUAUGAAACAUUCAGGGUGUGUGAGAGAGCGUGGGAGCUUGCAUUUGAUGCGAAAGUUGUCGUACAUUUCAGAGUUUACUGUAUCUUGCCUUGCACUUUACGAAGAAGCAAACUUAACGGGGGGGAAAAAGACAUUUUGCGUGUAUGUGUGUGCGUGCGUGUUCAGAGUGUUUACGAGCGUUUUUUUUUUUUUUUAAAUUGAUUUGAUGACAAGAAUCUUUUAUUUAUGACAAAUGUAUACGGACAAAAGUGUGUCGAUGAAAUGUAAUAUAUCUAACCAAUUGUAAAAGAAUGAUAAAUAUAUAGAAAUGUAUACACAAAUGUUACAUCAGUGGUUGUACAAUUGCUCCCCUUGCCGAUGUCAUUCCAUUGUUGCACCAAUUUGCAUUGACAAAGUAAGUUUAUUUUAACUUUAAGCCAAAGUUAUUGAGACUUUUAAGUGUUAUUCAGACUAUUACGCAAAGAGAAAUGUUCAGUUUGUGUUAUCGAUGAUAUUUAGUUGAAAUGUUUCCAUAAUUUUUGCUUUGAUUGGCUUUUGCUGUGCUAAAAAUGACCACGAAGAUAUUGGACGCACACAUGGAAGCCAUUUUUGGAUAACUAGUUGCCUGUGUUUUAGUGAUUUUAUCGCCUUAUUUUUAUUAACGCGUUGCAGAAUUUUUUCAACAUCAUUUUGGACUGAAACUCUUCCGUCCGAGGAGUUACCUGGAGGUGACGAGGAACUGAAACGAAUCCACAGAUGCCAUGUUUGUGCAACAGUAUUCCAUAGAGAACAUUUGUGAACGCAGCCCUGAUCUGAACAGCCUCUACUGUAUAUCCAGACUGUGUGCUCAAUGCUGGAAGCCAGACUAGAUGUUGCACGACCUUGUACGUUGCGAGGUGUUUUAUUGUGUUAUCGUGUGCAGUGUGUAACAAAGACAAAGUCAGUGCAACCCUCUGGAGAUUAAAUGAAUUAUUCAAGUGUGAA
Molecule: messenger RNA, 8436 nt
Organism: Acanthochromis polyacanthus (spiny chromis)
Lineage: Eukaryota; Metazoa; Chordata; Actinopteri; Pomacentridae
Product: diacylglycerol kinase delta
Exons: 31
Coding region: 474-3752 (1092 amino acids)
Biological process (GO): diacylglycerol metabolic process; intracellular signal transduction; lipid phosphorylation
Molecular function (GO): ATP-dependent diacylglycerol kinase activity
Source: RefSeq, a predicted model, not a curated record